Hermetia illucens (black soldier fly) is the source of this 519-nucleotide messenger RNA. RefSeq lists its product as uncharacterized. Bases 211 to 519 code for a protein of 102 amino acids. Lineage: Eukaryota; Metazoa; Arthropoda; Insecta; Diptera; Stratiomyidae. The transcript has 2 exons. The record is from RefSeq and is a predicted model, not a curated record.
UAACCGUUUGUGAGCUGAAUUCGUCGUUUUAUUUUGUCAAGUUCAUUUCUAUUUUUCGUCACUUACACACCUAAGUAUACAUAUUUAUACUCGUCAAUCAUUAUAUUUUGUCUAGUGGGUGUCAGUUUCCACGUUUUCAUCAUAAUUUUCGUUUUGUUUUCAUCAACUGUUUACUAAUGUGAAGGAUCGCGCCAUGAUUUUUAUAUCAACAUGUCUUUUGUGUCCGCAGGAAACUUUCAUAUAACCUGCUCCAGUGCCAGAUCGAACAGUAGACGUGCCAGCUCAUCUCUUUGUUUUAAUCCGACGUUCAUCUCAAAUGCAUCUGUCAGACUAUUAUUGACUCUGACCUGGUGUGUUGCAAAGGACAUGGUUAUUCUGAUUUUGGAAUUAUGCCGACUGUUUGGACAACUCUCAAAAACUGCCAUUACAUGCGAAAGCUUAGAGCACGAAUGUUCAAGUCGAAAUAUUAUGAAAUUAGGCCAAAUUUCAAAAUCAGAUGCCGACGCAUGGAUGGGAUAA